GGUUAUUAAUAUUCAUAUGAGAAAACAUAAUACAUCAUUUUGAGCUAAUUGCUUAAGCUACAGGAUGUUCAGCGCAAUUAUUACUUUUGGUUUUCUUUGGGCUUUAGCUUUUGGUUAUAAAGAAGAAGAAAUUGCAAAUUUAGCAGCUGUAAACCAAGAUUUAGCAACAGACAUUUACACUGAGUUAACCACAGAUGAUGAGCGGGAUAACUUUGUCUUCAGUCCGUUUUCUGCACAGCUAGUAUUGAGCCUUAUCGCAGAGGGUGCAACGGGUAGCACCCGGGCUGAAAUGGAAGCCUAUCUUCCUCCUUCAACUGUCGUUUUUGGUAACUUCUUAAGCAGACUCCACAAUAUUGAAAACAAAACAGUAUAUAAUAGUGCCAGCAGAAUUUUUACCCGUCGUGACAUAAGAUUAAACAGAGAUUUUGCUAAGAUAGCACGAGAAGUUUACAGAACAACUGUACAAAAAGUAAACUUUUUAGAACCUCGACAAGCUGCGAACAGUAUUAAUAAAUGGGUGGAGUAUCAACUGGUGUCACAAAAGAAGGAUAAAUUAAGACCUGUAGUUGUCGCAGAUUAUAUGAACCCUCAUACGAAUCUCUUGUUUUUAAGUUUAAUUUACCUAAAUGCUUCAUGGGUUACAUCAUUUCAUUCUCGAAAGGACAAAUUUUAUAACGAAGGCAGUAAAGUAGCAAAAACGAUACCAUUUCUAGCUAGAACUGGGGUUUUCAAAUACUACGAUGAUAAAGAAAUUAAGGCAAAAUUUGUGGAAAUACCUUUUACGGAUAUGCAUUUUGCCACAGAAAAAGUAUCUAGAUAUCUCAGCCUUGUUCUUGUUGUCCCUUAUAAAAGAGAUGGACUAAAACAAAUUGCGAUUAAUCCGCAGAAGAUCUUUCAGCCAAAACCUUUUAAAAACGAGACAAUGCGACUACGAUUUCCAAAAUUUACUGUUGGAUCUAUAGUCGAUAUAGGUGAGAUAUUUAAAAGUCUUGGAAUAAAAAAGAUGUUUAAUAGGAGAGAUGCUGAAUUUGCAAACCUAGCCUAUAAUAAAUAUAGAAGAUAUUACUUUACAAAAGUAUUACAAGAAACGUAUAUUGACAUAAAUGAGCGUGGUGUUGAGCUUAAAUCUAGUGACCAAAGUGAAACACCUACACGAUCUUUUCAACCAUCCUUGAACGUGGAACAUCCAUUUAUUUACUAUAUUCAAAGGGAUGGUAUUAUUCUUUUUGCUGGACGUGUAACCAAUCUUCCCAACUAAUAAUGAUAGAUCAGGUCGUCGGUCCGGAAGAAGAAAGACGUAACUGCAAAAAGCCAAAUUUCUCAGGAGAACAAAAAUUUUUUUUUUUAAAUAUUUCAAAUAGGGAUUGAAUGGGAGUAAUUGUCCAGGAGCAUCGAUAUGGCAUUUAUUCUUACCAUUAUGGCUUUUGUUUUUAUCUCUAUUGGUUCGAAUUUCAAUAUCUUAAUUUAAUUCCGUUAUUUUAAAGCCUAUCUACAGUUGCGUCACUAUUCACCUAAAAUUUUUUAAAUAUUUAAAUUAGUGAUUAAUAAAGAUUAACCGUCCAGGAACAUUCGGUACAAUGAUGGCUUUUUGUUUCAUCCCUAUUGGUUCGAAUUUCAUUUUCUUAAUUUAAUCCUCCCAUUUUCAACCCUAUCUACAGUUGCGUCAUUUUUCAUAUUAAAAUUUUUUGUACAAAAAAAAACUGUUUUUAAAUAUGUAUUUAGUAUGCCGUUUCUUCUGACAGCGAUGGCUUUUAUUUUCAAUUUUCAUCCCUAUUGGUCCGACUUUCUUUAUCUUAAUUUAAUCCACCCAUUUUCAACACUAGAAGACUACAGGGGAAAAACGCUGUAAGUCAAUUUUUAUCGAUUUUUUGAUGAAUACAUUUUUCGAUACUUGAAUACACGUAGUACAAUCCACAAAUAUCAAACAAAAUAAAUGUGCAAAAGUCAAACAUUACAAACGAAUAAAAUAAUGCUGUACAAUGGAAGAGCGCUGCAAGUCAAGGUUAAACUAGGCAACAAUGCUGUAAGUCAGAUUUAGGUGCUCAAUGGGCCUGUCCGUAGGGACAAUUUAAAACGGAAAAUCACAGUUACACAGUCAGUGUUCAGCAUUCAUACAAGUUGUUAAUUUUAGUAUCAUUAUUAUCAUAAUCACAGUUUGUUUUUUAACGUUUAGUAAGUUUGAACUAUUCUUUAUCAAUAUGGAAAGUGAGGACAGUGAAAUUGAAGAGGCUUUACAGUCAAAAAUUACAAGAAAACGAUAAAGUUUUGGGCGAAUACGUGAUGUAGCUAAAGCGCUAAAAGUGCAAAUUCAUAUAACAGGCGAGGACUGCCGUUGCAAACGUUAUCAGUGUUUUGAAAAUAUAACGGUUGAACAAAUACAAUAAUUAUUCGUAAUUUUAAUUCUAUGCUAAAUUGGGACGAGCAAAGUGUGUAUUUGGGUGGUCUAAUAUCCAUACUUCCUGUAACUGAAAGAAGGUUAAGAAAAGACAAAGAGAAUGGCAACGUGAGAGAUGGCUCUUUUUAUUACAGAAUUCGCCUUGCGGUAACUAAUGAUGAGGGACAUAUAUCACCUGCAAAAGACGUUCAGGUUUGUCAAAAAGCUUUUGUUGCUCCACGUGUUGCUUGUGUUGCAUAUCCACGAGAAGAUUACAAACUGUACAAAAAGCCCUAAAACAUGGUAAAAUUGCCAAGGGCAAUAGAGGUAAACAUGGCUCAAGACCCAAUAAAAUGUCUGAAGAAACUAUGCAGCUAAUUUUAAAUCACAUAAAAUCAUUCAAAGGGCGCAUGAGUCACUACAGCCUAAAAAACUCUAGCAAGAAGUACCUUCCAAAGGAACUUAACAUUAAAAAUAUGUACAAAAUGUUCGUUUAGAAACAUCUCAAUAUAGCAGUGUGCUAUGAAGUAUAUAGAAAAACAGCGUUUACAGCGAAUUACGUUUUGUUCAGAAAAAUUUUGUUCAAAAAAAAUUUUGUUCAGAAAAAGGAAGAAUGUAUUUUGAUCAGCUCAAACAUGCCAAAAAACAUGACUUAUUUUUUAUCUUAAGAAUUUUACAAUGUUAUUAAUUCAUUUAACAGAUAAUAUUAAUGUUUUUAGCUUUAGUUAAGUUAAACAAGUCUAGUUCUUUUAUUUUUUUCUUUCGGUGAAUUAAUAUUAUAUUUUGUCAAUUACAGCGUUUUUGCUUUUUCCUCCAGACCUUUGGUUGUUUUUUUUUUAAUUUCUCUUGUUACCUACUGUACAUGACAAUUUCAGUUUUAUAAUAUCAUACUCUGUAUAUAUGAGUUGUCAAAUACUCAAUACAGCAGUGUUUUAGCAUGUUUAUUUAUGGAUUAUGAAGUUUUGAAUCUAAAAACCGAGUUUUCCAAAAAUUUAAAAUAUUUACUUACAGCGUUUUUCCCCUGUAGUCUUCAAUUUAUAGUUGCAUCAUUAUCCAUCUGAAACAAGGUCUACAAUGGCGCGUUUUUCAAUAAUGCAACUACCUGUGUUGGCUCAGCACAUAAUAACAGUUCUGUCGCUUUUGUAUCAUCUGUACACAGUAUUUUAGAAGCUAAUUACGAAAUAAACAGGAAUUGACAAAAUUUGAAGUUACGUCAUACUUGUUCCGGACCGGCGAAAUAAUGAUGUAUAGAAGAGAUAUAAUUUUCGUUAUCACUAUAAUAGUACCAAUAUGUAAAAUAUAAAACAAAUAAAUUUUUGUUUGUA
Messenger RNA from Diabrotica virgifera virgifera (western corn rootworm), 3699 nucleotides. Its product is annotated as alaserpin-like. The transcript has 2 exons. Bases 65 to 1258 code for a protein of 397 amino acids. Lineage: Eukaryota; Metazoa; Arthropoda; Insecta; Coleoptera; Chrysomelidae. Gene Ontology annotation, molecular function: serine-type endopeptidase inhibitor activity. The record is from RefSeq and is a predicted model, not a curated record.